Messenger RNA from Trichomonas vaginalis G3, 276 nucleotides. RefSeq lists its product as uncharacterized. The record is from RefSeq and is a predicted model, not a curated record. Bases 1 to 276 code for a protein of 91 amino acids. NCBI's taxonomy places the organism in Eukaryota, Parabasalia, Trichomonadida, Trichomonadidae. The transcript has a single exon.
AUGACUGGUUAUUACAAUAAUAAGAUUGAAGGAAAGGAAGAACUAGUCCGAAAAGUGCUAGAUAGCACCUCCAAAACAACAGCAACAGUCGUUGCUGAUCAUUGGAUAUUAAUAAUAUCAGUUUCAUGGAUAUUUGUUUGCAUUGUAAUUUUCUAUCUUGGAAUUCACAUCUGCAACAGAUGCUGCCCGUGCAACAAAGAAUUUAUUGAAGAUGAAUCUAAAGCUUAUAACAAAAUCUCGAAUGAACAAUUAGAACACGUCAUUGCUAAUCAAUGA